Fomitopsis serialis is the source of this 1235-nucleotide messenger RNA. RefSeq lists its product as uncharacterized. Bases 99 to 1148 code for a protein of 349 amino acids. The record is from RefSeq and is a predicted model, not a curated record. The transcript is spliced from 4 exons. Lineage: Eukaryota; Fungi; Basidiomycota; Agaricomycetes; Polyporales; Fomitopsidaceae.
UCAAGCCACCACACUCACAUCUUCAUUCGACCUCCCAACUGCCAGUCUCCGUGUCGCCAGCCACCCCUCUGCCGCACGCAUACCGAUAACCGUCAUUCAUGGACGAAGACGCAUUUGGCUCGGUCUGGGGCGCCCCUGCUCCCUCACCCCUAGCCCUGAAACCGAUUGCGACCGCUUUCUCAUCCGGUCCGACUUCCACGGAUGGCUUCGACGAUUUCGAUGACUUUGGAACACCUGCAGAAACGAUAGCCACCUCGGCACUUUGGAGAGGCACAGGCCCAGGCGAGGUUCCUGCGUUCGCGGAGGACGUCGGUUUCGGGGAGGAGGUGCGGAUAUCUGGGCCAUCAACAUCUGCUUCAGAUUGGGAGCCCCUGCGCUUGCACCCUCUGCCGUCCAGACCAGAACUGCAAGAACAAGUGGAUCACAUACUGGCGCCAUUGUGGGCGUCCAUUGACGAUUCGCAAUUGACCGACGAAGAUAUCCGACAGACGGGCGGAUUGAACCAGACACUAGUCACUCCCGAGAGUCGUCAGCUGUAUAAAAUCCUUCUCCCCAAUACGCCUCCCGCUAUGCAGCCUGUCAAUUGGACUCGCUCACGAAUAAGACGACGACACCUCAUAUCGUUGGGCAUUCCCGUCAACUUAGACGAAGUCUUGCCGAAAGCCAACGGCAAGUUGCCAACGCUCGAGAUCACAACGCGGCCCAUGUCCGCGCCACCGGGGCCGCGCACAGCGCCCGUGCAGAAGACUGUGGUCGCACAAAGCAGUUCGCGGGUUGGGUCACCGCGGCCGGGAACACCAGUGACCAGUCUGCCCAACGGGGUUUCGAUGACUGCCCAGUCGGUGUCCACGCAGCUUCGCCUUGGCCCUCGGCCAGAAUUGGACGAGACCAAACUGAAUCAGCUGCUGGAAAUCAACCCAGACAAGCUGACGCUGCAACCGAUCGCCACAUUGGAAAAACACUUGACGGACUUGCAAUCACAUACGAUGCAAGUCUCUACCACACUUACACAUUUGUUGCAAACGCGAGACGCUUUGAAGCAAGACUCGGAGACUUACAACAAGUUGAUUGGAGAGUUAGUCGCAGAUGCGCAAAAGAGGAGCACAGCGAAGCGUGUCGGUGGCGGGAAGAGAAGUACAUUGUCUUAGGGUGUACACUUGCAUACGACCCAUACAGAUCGAUACAUUACCAUUUCAUCGACGAGAGGCUUGAACUCGUCGAACAGUAGACUUUUG